AUGACCCCGACAUCUCGACCUUCAGGUAUUCUGGCAUUGGCUGUCGCCAUAGUCGCCCUAUUAACACCGCUCAUCUAUCAAAUUGCAUCCCCAUCUGUCAUUUCGAUAUAUCCGUAUCUAGCCUCACUCUCCUCCUUGGCUUCUAAUAUGUUUAGUCAAGACAUUGAACCAGUUGCAUCAUCCUUCAGUUGUCUUCCCCAUCAUUACACGACCGAAAUCAUCUCUCUCGACCCCCUUGUUAUUUACAUUGAUUCUUUCCUUGCGCCGACCGAGAUAAAGGCUCUGCUCGAAGCCGGGUACUCUGCGUUCUCUCCCUCUCGGGUCUAUAAAAGUGGUCAUAAUCAGGGUACACAAGAUCGGACAUCAUCGUCUGCUGGUCUACCACGCGACAACCCUGCAGUACAGUGUGUACUAGCUCGUGCCGAAGCUUUCCUCGGUACGAUGUUAGACCCUUCUCGAGAUGACAUUGGCCCGCCACAACUCGUACGCUACACUGCAGGCCAGCGCUUCAACAGACACCACGACUGGUACGAUCGGCCGCAGCCAACACGGCGGGGUAUGCUGGGGCGGGGAAAAAGCUGGAAUCGCAUCGCCAGCUUCUUUGCUAUUCUAGAGGAUCAGUGCACGGGUGGUGAGACGUGGUUCCCUUUUGUGAAUACAACUGCGUUAUCAAAGGCAAAUGAGAAUGGCCAGAGGCUUUGGAGGAACCAUGAGGAUGGUGGCUUAGCUUUCAAACCUGUAGCUGGAAACGCGCUAUUCUGGGUUAAUUUGUUUCAAAAUGGCACAGGAGAUGAACGAACUGUCCACGCGGGCCUCCCAGUAGUAGAGGGCUUGAAGACGGCAAUGAAUAUCUGGCCUAGGAAGUUCUAUGCGUGA
This is a messenger RNA of Daldinia childiae, 876 nucleotides long. RefSeq names its product putative prolyl 4-hydroxylase 9. The transcript has a single exon. Gene Ontology annotation, molecular function: procollagen-proline 4-dioxygenase activity; L-ascorbic acid binding; iron ion binding. Gene Ontology annotation, cellular component: endoplasmic reticulum. The record is from RefSeq and is a predicted model, not a curated record. Lineage: Eukaryota; Fungi; Ascomycota; Sordariomycetes; Xylariales; Hypoxylaceae. Gene Ontology annotation, biological process: peptidyl-proline hydroxylation to 4-hydroxy-L-proline. Bases 1 to 876 code for a protein of 291 amino acids.